This is a messenger RNA of Xyrichtys novacula (pearly razorfish), 26114 nucleotides long. The record is from the annotation of a GenBank genome assembly. NCBI's taxonomy places the organism in Eukaryota, Metazoa, Chordata, Actinopteri, Labriformes, Labridae.
GGUUGGACCUCCGCUAAUCCCUGUUAACAGAUUAAUUAUCUUUGGGCAAUAUCGCGUUGUUGCUGUGUUGUGAAGUUUCAUGGACGUUAAGCUACGAAGAGCUACAAUGCGAUGUAUAAAGGGUCCCUUAGGGGUGUCUCCUCAAUCUUAAUCCCUCUCUCUCUCUCUUUCCCUCUCUCUCUCUCUCUCUCUCUCUCACUCUCUCUCUCUCUUUUGCUCCCUGACUCUCUCACUCACUCGCUCUCACUGAGAGCUCCUCUCCUAUCCAUCACCACAAGCACCUCUCCACUGCCACCAGACAACCAUACAAUUAUUGGCUAUUUAAUAUUUCAAUCACCGCAAGAAUUAUUGGUUAUUUUUCAGCUCCUACAUUUUGACCUAUUUUUGGCAUGUCACCAAGCCAUUUUUUCAGGAUGAUGUUUUUUCAAGAGCAUCAAGCGCUGAUGGCUGGCAGUAUACCUCUUUGAGUGGGUAAAUAUUUCACGGACACCGGUGAAGAGAAGAGACAGAAGGAGAGAGAAACCUCCCAACGCAGCCGAUAGAGGUAAGAGACUCAUUUUUCCUCAUUGUUACUUUUUUUCUGUGGUUGCCUCAAUUAUCCUAAACCCAGCAAAUCAAAUUAUAUCAAUGCAGUGCUGCUAUUUUUGCAUUGUUGCAUUAUUUUAAUAAAUCCUCAAGGGUGUCCAUGAAACCAUCAAAAUGGACUCAUGCACAUCUUUUCAACUCACAUCUAAUGGAUGCAUGUCUUUUCAUGCAGAAAUAGAGAAAUUGUCACACGAUGCUGUGAUGAUUUGAUUGCAUCCCAUCAUUUCCCUCCAAGAUGAAUCCAUCUUUUUUUUCUUUAAAUACCUAAGGACUCUUUGUUUAAAAUGCACUGUGAUGGAAUAUUUGGGUCUGUGCAGGCUAUGGUCAGUAGAGUGGAAGCGUUUUGUCACCAUCAACUUGUCAUGCUGGACUCUUGCACACACCACAGCACUGAUUCGCUUUGACUUACUGACUAUAAGCUCCACUUACUUACCUUCGGUCAGCUGCACUCACUUCCAGGUUUCACUGUUGCAGCUGAGCAUCAAUUUUGCACGUGAAUGUCAAGUGAAAUUGAAUUUUAAUUUUCUUCCUCUUGUCCUGGUUUCUAGAGGCAGAAGUUAAAUGUAACUUAGCGCCCUUCAUAAAGAUGCUAAUGGUUUUCUCCUGGCUGGUAUAGAGUGUCAUAGAGCUGUAAUCUUCUGCCAUAAAUUACACUCAUUAAGGCUGUUGUUAAGAGGCUGUCAGACAGAUACUUUGGCUUUAAUGUGCAUCGUUACAGACCUUGUGAGGCAAAAUGCAAUAAUCCAGCAGCAACAGAACCACAUAAAUUACAUCAUUUCAUCAAGUGAGUCCAACUGUGAUAAAAAAGAUGAAGGUGGAGAUGAUGCCCCCAUGCUGAGGAUGAUCCUAAAUUCAGCUGACAGAGAUGCCUUAUCCUUGCUCUCAUUAGCUGCCUCACAAAAUGGCCCUGUACUUUACAUUCAGACAUCAUGGAGUCUCAUCUCAUGCAACUCAUUUCAUUCUCACUGUCGUCUCAAGCUCUGCGCAGACUGAAAACAAACAAGGGGAUUUUUUUUUCUGUCUUUAGAGAGUCUUCUCUUGAGGGUGAGAGCUGGUGGUUUUCUCCAGCAUCUCUCUUCUCUUUUUGCUUUUCCCUCUCCGCCGCCGUCUGAGCUCAGAAAUCAUAUUUAUUUGGCUUCACUUAUGCAAUGGUCACAGGCAUGAUAACAAGCUGGCAGGAGACAUCAAAUCAACUUGAAGAUUCAGAUCUGUGACAACUGCUGAGUAACUGCUGCUCCUGGACAGUACCCCCCCACCCCCCCUUCACUUCCAUCUGUGCAUCAUUAGGUCGCCUGAAUAAGUGCCAGCAUGAAUAUCCCACCUAAACUUUGACCUCAUGUGCUCUAUCACUCUUUAUUUCCUCCUUGAUAGGCAUUGACAGAAUAGUUUUGUGCACAAAUCAACACCACAAAAGGACAGACCAUCUGCUGUCAGCCUUUAAUGCUCCCUAAUAGGUUUUUGAAGGUGUGAACAACUUGUUUCACCUUUAAUCAAAAAUGUAAUGAUACUUUUUUGAUUACCUUUUUGAUGGCUGUCCAAAUUCUUCUGAGGAACUUUUAGGUUCUGCUGCUUUUGGUGCCCCGUGCAGACAAAGUGUAAAUCUUCUGUAUGGUGGUCCUGAAGGUCAACUUGACUAACAUUUCAUGACACAAACAUGACCAUCAAACACAAAAAUAUUUUUAAGAAUGCCAUAAUAUUUCAAGAAAACACAAACAAUUUAUGAAACUUGAAAACUUUUUACAAAACACAAAAACAUUUAACUGAACACAAAAAUGUUUCACCAAAGAAAAUUUUCACAAAACAGAAAAAUUUUAAACAAAAAUCCUUUAAAACGCUAACUUAUUUUGUGUGUUGUGAAAAGGUUUUCUGUUACAUUACAUACAAGAAAGUUUAUGCACAGUCAAAUGUUUUUGUAGUUAGCCUAACUAGCAUCUCAGUUUUCAAGUUAAGUUUUUUUAGUUGAGACGUUUUGCUGUUUCAGGAUAUGAUUUUAGUGCUUUAUGAAAAUUCUGUUUUAUGAAAUGCUUUGGUGUGAAAAGUUUUCUUUGUUUGUGUUCGAUGAAAUACUUUCGUGUUUUGUGUGGGAUUUGACAUUUUUCAGGUUCAGUAAUUUGGUUUAAGUAUCAAAAUAGGUUUUUGCAUUCAGAUAAAUGCCUGUGUAGUUGACCUUAGGGCCAUUGUAUUUCUCUCUUUGCUGGUCUCUCAUUGCAUAUGUGUAAAUACAUUUUUUUUUUUUAACAUAAAAUCUCAUCCUUCUUCAUUUUGAAUAUCUAUCAUUCAACCAUCAAUGACUCUCUGGUAUGGAAAAAUCUAGAUAAAGUUGUUGUGGAAUUGAGCUGUUAAUCAACUCGUCUAAAACCAACCAGUAACAGGGCCAAUAGAAGUUCAGAAUAACCAUGGAAAUCUUCUCUGCUGUUUGGUGAUUGGCUGGUGGAUUUAGGUCCUUAGGUAAUAAUUUCAGUGUGUUUCAUCACCUGCUGAAAACUUCUCACUGGAGCUUUAAACUCUAUACAACACAGGACAAAACACCUUGAUUGUUGACAUGCAUGUAAGUCUCUGCAGUCACCUCUCUGUUGUUCUCAUUGUCACUCUUCAAUUCCCCUGAAAACUAUUGAUACUUUGGGAUAACUUGAUUAUAUCUAUUUACGUUUUUAACUUAUUUUUUAAAGUUUAUUUUAUUACUCUGUUCCCAUUUUUAUCAGUACAUGAUGUCGCAGUUUGACAGAAUUGCGCCUUGUUAAUAGUAUCAGCAUCAGGAAACCCCGUCCUCAGUGGAAAUCAUUAUCUCGCAGUAACAUCAUCCAUCAAAAGAUAUGCUUUUCUAUACUGACCCACUUUAUUGGUUGUGGUGAACACAACAGGUAGCCUGAUUCUCCUUUGAUCGAGGAAUUAUUCCCUUACUCGAUUAUUACGCCACUCAAACUGCUUUUAUCCUCUCCAAACUCUGAUGAAUGCGCCUCAUAGACCUGUCAAACAGCUCCUUAUAUACAUCUAAUCCAAUAAAUUCAGUCAAGAUGAACGAUGAUGAGGGAAUACCAUAACACCAGAGUACAGUCUGUUUACAGUGCUGAUAUGCAGUGGCUGGAUGCAGCUCUCCCAGCGUGUGAACCAUUAUGUUCGGCACAGUUUUAAUAAGGGAAAUGGAGUGCUGGCAGUGAUUCGAUUUGUGACAGUUGGGCUGCUGGAACCAUUAAGGUGAACCAGCUUAUUGUAAUGGGCUUAGAGCAGCAGUCCUGUCUGGCCUGUGGGUAAGCUGUUAACUUGUUCUGGGCCAUAACCUCCCCAAAUGUGAAAGGGAAACUGUUUGGCACCAAACGUGACAUGUGGGUAUGUCCAAAGUUUUAUCAUGCGUGGCUUUAAUAGGCCAUAGUUUGGAUCAAUAGGGGAGUAAAAGGCCUGGGCAGUGUAGAAUAAUGCACCGUUAUAAAGUUGAGUUGAAUACAUAACAGCUGCAUGAAGAAAAAACAAUAAAACAAGCCUUUAAUUCAGAAUCUAUCAAACUGUAUUUGACUCAAACACAGGACUGUAUCUGCCUGUAAAAUCAGCAUUGAGCUCAGCUUUGUACCUCUUUGUGUUGAGGCAUCACUGCUGCUGUUGUGAAUGGUCCUCUCUCCCCGAGCUGUCAUAAUAAAACUCUUUUCUUAAACACUAAAGCUCGUCUGGUCUCUUAAUCUGGGCAGCCAGUAUCAGGACCCUACCAGGCCGUCGUCUCACCCUCCGUCCCCCCUCUGCUCCGUCAUUGUAAUAAGGAUUGCAGUGUAUGUUUUGGAUAAACGGAUUUGCCUUUUGUAUUUACCCUACUUUCUCCCCCUUGGCCGGCUUUAGCGAGUGAACCGGGGGUUGAUGUUUGAGUCAAAUAUAGCAGCCUUUGUGUCUUCUUGUUGCCUUGUGUAGUUUUCUUUUGCUGCAUAUGCCCAACCAUGAAGACUUCAAAGACCCCCAUACAUCCCUUAUAUAAUCCAUACUGCUCCCAUUAGACACACCCUUCCUCAUAAGGUUAGGAAGACGGUUUGUGUAUCGCAGUCAGUCUUUAGACAAGGUCACGCAAUCUCCACGGAAACCCGCCCUGAAUUUUAUUUAUUUGUAUUAUUAUUCAAUCUGCUGAUGGUUUUGACUCAUUGAAAAGUUAUUUGGGCUAAAAAGUAAAUUAAAAAAAGAAAAAAGAAAUGGAAGGAGAGAGUUUCCAGAGCCUGCAUGAUUAUACUUGGACUCAUCUUCUGUUUAUCUGCCGAGCAGUCCAGAGUCUUUCAAAUGCCGCAUAUGGUUACCAGAUCUGUUAUUUAUGGCGUGGCUUGUCACUUGUUUGAAGAAGUGUUUGGGCUGUCAAUAAUACUGUUUUUUUUUCCAUUUGAGAUGUGUCCAAAAAAAUUUAAAGGAGGCAUUAAAAGCCUCCUGUGAAUUUUAUUUAACUGGUUGUAAAAGACGUAAUCGUAAUCUAGAUGCCUCUGUAUGACCUACAAAAGAAAACAAGACCAUAGGCUCAAGGUUUGGUUGUUUCAAUGUGGCUGUUUUUGAUUUCUGUAACUUUCGCUAAGGGGGAAGGUGUCAGACCAAGACCAAGACCGCCCCCGGCGGAUAUUUCCGCCGGGGGCACUAAAACCAACAUCAUCUAUAAAUUUGCAACAGAAACUUCAAGUGAUGUAAUGGAGUUUCUGAACUUCAAAAAGUAAUGAGAUUGACAUUAAAACCCUCACCCACUCUUAAAACUUUAAAUAUAAUUCAAAACAUCUAUGACAGGAUUAAAGUUUAAUAUAAUCCACACCCGCACGCCCAGCUGAGAGGAACUCCAAAUGAGAGGAAUCACAUUUAUUUUUAUUAGUACAAACUUGUUUGAGAAAAGUGUUAAUUUUUUUCUUUGUUCCUCUCAUUUAGUCCUCUUAAUGUUUGACCUUCCUGCUGGUAGAAAGAAUAGCAAAUUUGCAAAAAGACAAGAUCAGGACAGAUAAGAGCUCAAUAAAUAUCUUUUGAUUAUAGCUUAAUGUGUUAAGUGUUGCGUUUUUAGCAACUAAGAUAGUCCAGAGAAGAAAAAAAGCACAUCAUACUACUGUUUGUAGCUCUGACUGAGAUGUUUGCUCUGAUUUUUACUCCCUCGAGCCUGUUUCAGGUAACUAUGGGUGACAUCUUGACCUGUAUCUUCUCAGCUGAUCUUUGGUCAUAAAUUGUCUCCUCUGUGCAGGCAUUCAGGGGUUGUGUUGGGCUUGCGGUGACUUCUUGCCCUUCUGUGCUUGGUUUGCCCUUCACCUCCUCCUCACCUCCUCUCCUCCGCUCUAACUCCGCAUCCCUGCUUUCUCUGACCUCUCUCUCUCUCUCUCUCUCUCUCUUUUCCCCCUCCCUCUCUUUCUCUCUCUGUGUCUCUUGCAGGGUUGGAGGAGGGGGACCAGCAGCAGUAGAGAAAAUGGCUGCCAUGACAACGGUGCCCAGCUAUACCCCUUCACUGUGGGUGAGAGUGUGUCACGCCCUCCCACGGCUGGACCUCAGCAUGCAGAUGAAGGACAACAUCUUUGUCCCCGACAGCUGGGAGUACCAGCAGGUAACGGACACCUGCCACAACUGUUCGUAAUGUACCACACUGUAACCACAUGUUCAGGCUGAGGUGCCUCGUUGCAUAACAAUUACAACCCUGUCGCUCAGUUUCAGUGCACAGGAAUGCUGUUUUACAAUUGGGCAGCCAGAUUAUGAGCAGUUUUCUUCAUGGAGCACAAUAAAGUGCAGCUGAAGUCCCUCAAAAAUAGUGGCAAUCUGCAAAGCUUCAAAAGACAUCUGUAGUUCAUUUAAACACAUUUUGAUGCUGAAUUUUUCUCCCAAUUUUUGGUAGCAGAGACGCUCUGGACUCAAUAAAGAGCUCCUUCAUUCAGAUGAACUUCUUCCAUUUUCUUCAUACUUUCAUAUGCCAAUAUUUUGCACUUUGCUCUCUGCAGGAUUCAUUUGCAGGCUUCCCCUCACUGUUAUUGUCUGCACUGAGCUGCAUAGUUUUGCUGAUGCAAAACUGCAAAGGUGCCAUCCUUCUUCUUCUUCCCCAACAUGCUCCCUCUCAUACAAAAAAAAAAAAAACUAAACUGCUCCAGCUUCUCUCAGUGCGUGUUUGUGACUUCUCUGCGGUACAAAGAAAAGAAGGGAGGAGGGGACGCAAAUUAUCCUGCAGAACAGAAAGACAAAAGAGAGUGAAAGUGCUCGGAGAGGGAAAAUGAGAGAGGGAAUGAGUAAUACGAGGAGGUUGCUGAACAGAAGACCGGGCACACACAGAAAAAGAGAGAGAAGCGAGUGAGAGAGUGGGAGUGAGAGAGAAAACGAGAGAGAGAGAGAGAAAGAGAGAGAGAGUGGCAGUGAAUGUAUUUAAGUAGGUCACAGAUUAUUAAUAGAGAUUCAGCGGUGUGGAUAGAAAGAAAGAGAGGGGAAAGAGAGUGGGGGAGAAGAAGAGUGUGAGAGCGCGGGGAAAGGAGGGAAGGGUGGAGUGGGGGGCGGUGGGGAGGGGCUUCAGAGAACAGGAGGUGAGAUAGGGAGAAGGUGGAGGAGCGAGGAGUGACAGACGGGCAGAUGGAUGAAGGAUAAUGCUGCAGAUAUGUGUGGGAGCGAAAUGCAUUUCAGUAAUGUUGACUUUAUGACAUGGAGCCUGAUCAGAAGCAAAGUCUGAUGGCUUAGUGACAUUAAUAUCUCUCUGCUGUAAAGGCAAAUCAGGGAUUGAAGGGUUAAAGCCCUUGAAUGAAAUAUAAACACUCAGGAAUCACCUCAGAUGGUUUGUAACUCCAUCUCUCUCUAAUGUAUGUUUGCACAAGGUGUGUAGUUGUUUUUCCUUUUUCCUUUUCUUAACACGAAGUUGGUAUUCUUCUACAUUUCAAUCACGAGCUCCUGCUGCUAUGGAGGCGGGACACUAUGACAAGUUAUGAAGUUAAAGAGGAUCACUUGAUAUUUUAUUCUCUCAAAUUGCUCCUCUUCACUUGUAAAAAUGAAAUUAAACCCUCAUUUUUCUCACUCACUGACUCAUCUCCUCAUUGCUGACUUCUCCUCUCCCCCUCCUCUUCCUCCCCUGUCUUCCAGACUCUGCUGGUUUUGUCCAGCUUAUCAGCCAUCGCUCUCGUUAUCUCGCUCCUGGUGGUUCUCUCCUUCCUCAUACAUUACUGCUGCUGUCACCGUGGCGACCGGGGCGAAGGAUCGGAGGAGGAGGAGGAGGAUGAGGAUGGCAGCACAGGUCACGGUUACAGCGGGAAGAAGGGGAGGGGCAUCUGUUGUGUCACAUGGGUGGCGGUGGCGGCUGUCACGCUGUGCUGGUGAGGAGGAAGAUCCGGGCAUCAUUUUUGACCUCUUGUCUGUCAUAUUUGAUGAAAACACCCACACACACAACACAUGUCAUCUUUAGUCAGGGUCAGACGGAGUAUUUACAUCCUUUUCUGAAGUACCACGCAACAGUGUGAAAACAUUCUGUCUGUUUAAUAGUCCUGAAAUAAUGUAGAAGUAAGAGUCUGAUCACCGAAUAUGAAGAAUUAAAACACACUGGUGGAUAAGUGGCUCUACUUUACACAUCCUGACUUUAAAUAUUAGACUUGGUAUGCACCUAUGUUAUAUGAUACAUACCUAUAGUUAUCACAGCUGUCAACAAAGCCUAAAAACACCCAGUAAAUAUCAGUACAUCUACAAUAACGACAUGGUAACAAAACAAAUAUCUCACUUAUAGGAUCAGUAAGUAUGAAAACCUGCGUUAAUGUUUUGGUGGCAUUGCUGCUUUUGUAGAUUGAAUACUAUAUUUUUAAAACUAAUUCAUUAUUUAAUCACCAGAAGUUUAUCGUUAUAUCUGCAAGAAGUUUAGCUACUGUAAGUUGUUUGGCCCGUUGUUUUAUAAUACAGAGCUCUGAGGAGUUGUGGUAUAAUUAACAGAAGAGAGGAAAGUGCUCAGAGGAAAUAAUCCCCUUCUCCUUCGAGCUUGAAAUUUGGAUUUGAGUGCAUUUUUUUUGCAGUGUUUGUGGAAAUAUUAACUUCCUGAAAACAAAUUUAAAAAUUAAUACCAACCAUGUUAGUAUGAUAACUGAGAAUACACGGACACAACAUACUUGUGCCCAAAUGAAAAGUGAAAGCGCUCUGUUCAAAAUCCCAUCCACGUCUUCAUCCUAAUAUUUAUGCUCUACUGACAAGUUACAUAACCUGCCAUAUGGCCCCUGAUGUCCCUCAGCACCCAAACAUGAAGAUGUACGGGAUCAGAUGGGCAGCGAGAACCAGCAUCUCCGUAGUUAUCAAGUGAACGCCUUCUUUCACCACUGAUUCAUCAAGUUAGGCCCACGGCGCCCUGGAUAGGCUCAGCAGAUAGCUCCAGCAUCCUGGAGCCAUCCCCCCACCGUGGUAGCUCUCACCUCCCACCUUACCCAGACUCCAAAAUAGAAAAGAAAAGACCAGCGAGGAAAGAGUGUGAAGAGAAGUUACAGAGAGGACAGAGUCAUGGCAGGACGCCUGUUUAAAACGCUGCCAGAUUAGGCUGCCAUGAAGGAAGAGAGGGGAAAAAUGGAGACAGAGAGGCAGUUUGAACCAGAGGCUGGUUGGCUUAGCUUAUCUUAGCUUAGCUCAUCAGACCUGUGAGAUGGAGAAUGUGCCAACCUCACUUUCUCUUCAACAAACAAAAUCAAUCUACUAACUGUAUUUCAUUUUGUUACCUCCAUACUCCUCUCACUUUUGAGAGCCUUUAUGCUAAACAAACGCUAAGACGCUGCUCUAUUUACCUCAUCGCCUUGAAUGUUGCACCUCCUCAUUUCACUCUCAGUAGGAAGGCAAAGUUUAUUCCCAAAAAUGGUGAACUAUUCCUUUAAACGAAACCAUCUGUCAAGGAAACUGAAGAAGAACUCAUAAAUAUCUGAAAUGUGGCAAGAAGCCUGGAGUAGACGGCUGAUUAAUAUUUAAAAGUUUAAUUUAAAAACAGUUUGACCAAAUGCUCUUAGUUCUGUCAUGUCGCUGCCUGGAAGGUGGAGCAGCAUGGAGGCUGUGAAUCACACGCUGUCAGCCUCUAUCGUCAUGUGCUUUUUAGUCUCCCACACAGUCACCAAUGUCACUGGAAAGGACAGGAGGCCUGGGUGACAGCUGACGGUCAUGUUGGGUUGCUGUUUACCAAACACAGGCCUAUGACAGCAGUGUGUGUGUGAGUGUGUGUAUUUCAGUAAUUCCCCAUCACUUUGUGUGUGUGUGUGUGUGUGUGUGUGUGUGUGUGUGUGUGUGUGUGUGUGUGUGUGUGUGUGUGUGAAGAGGAUCUCAGCACGCCCACUUAUAGUACAGUCACUUACCCACCAGUGUUCCCCCUUUAGAUCUGGUGAACAUGCAGUCAUCAAUGCUGCUGCUGCUGCAUUGUCUCUGCUGUACAUUAUGGAAAUGCUGCUUGACAUCUGUCCAACACACUCUGGUGUAGAGGAAGCACGACUCAGCUGCCCAUCAGACCUUUUUAAAUGCGCGCUAAGAGCCCAGCUGUGUGCUGUAAUAAAAUUAUACUGCAAUUUAAUGGUUCAGUAGUGCUUGUUAUUGUAUUCCAGUCCUUUCCCAGAGCAUUCAUAUGUACUGAGACUGAGUUUUUAUCUCACAGGACAAAAUGUACUGUGGAUUAGAUAUCAAGUGUCAUAAUGUUGACGUCUUAUACCCACUAUAGGUUUCUGUGGUUCACGUCCCUUAUGGAAUUUGAUGUAAAGUCAUGGAGUCUCCGCUGUGAUGCUCUCUAGAGGAGCUCUUUGUGCCUGAUAGGAUGAAAAAAUAAUGCGGCAUUUAACGUCUUGAAAUUAUUUAAUGUGACACCCUUUUGCUCCAGAUGGUGGCCUUUUGUCACAAAAACAACAUUGUGUCAUCUGAAGUGCAGCCACAUUACACUGCGUUCACAUUUGGCAGCUUGAAAUGCAAAGCACACACAGACGCAGACACACAUUCCUCCUUUUUCCCCCCUGCUUUCUAAUCUGGGUCACAUACUUUGUGGGAGAUUGGGUCAUACCAUUCCUCUCGGGUUUGAGGGGAUUUGACGAACAUCUGGCUUAAGCCUUAAUCUGAAUAUUUGAAUAACAGAUAGAUGUGUAAACACAUUGCUAUGUUAAACAUUUUGAAUGUUUUCCUUGCUAAAGCUUAACUGUUUUGUGCCAGGAGUCAGCUUUUGUUCCCACCCAUCAUCUGCUUAUUUCUUCCCCUGCACUGCACUGUUGGUACGCUCACAUAGAGCGCACACAUCCCAUCCUCUUCAGCUCUAUCUGCUUGUGUCACAUUCAUUUAAAAUGUACAUACACACUGAAUUAAACAUUACAUUUAUGCCUCUGCUGCCCCCCCCGCACACACACACACGCGCACAUAUUCAUCCUCCCACAAUGUUUUCAUGUCUCCUUUUUUUUCCCUUUGCAGUGUUGCCAUAGGCAUCGGUUUCUAUGGCAACAGCGAGGCUAAUGAUGGGAUGUAUCAGUUGACCUCGUCUCUUCUCACAGCCAAUUAUACGCUAGCUUCCAUCGAUCUGCUGGUGAGUUCUGCUCUCCACAACUUAACUGUCAUGCAGAGUAUCUACCCUGUUUGUGUGUGUGAGUGUGUGUAAGUGUGUGUGUGUGAGUGGGGGGGGGGGGGGUUAUGCUUGUAUGUGGUCUACUGAGAGCCAAAGACAAUCAGAUACAAACUUCGGUUGUAUUGAUCCCCCUGUGUUUAGACAGUGGUUUGAGUCACACUGAUGAAUGAUCUCCUUCUGCUGAGCUCUGUGGAAGAUGCAGGUCAGAAAAACACAAAAACAGAGCUAAAUAUCUUUGAAAGUGGGGCAAAAAAACCCACACGAGUGUAUUGUAAUAAUGAUAUAAUGUCAUGUGAUGUAAACUUAUGGCAUGUAAAGCAGAAGACUCAGUGAAAGUGUGAGAAAGUGACUCUCAAAAGUACGCUCUGAGCCUCAACUUUUGAGAAAUAAGGGAAAAGUUCACUGAAAAAGAACAAAAAUGUGUGUUUUCUUUUAUUUAGUGUUAGUAAUGUUUAUGUAAAUUUGCAGAUGAAUCUAUGUUUAGGUUAUGUAGAGGCAUCAAUAUGAACUUUGAACUUACUUUGUUUUUAUGUUCAAAUGUUAAGACUUAUUCUCUAUCAUCCAUCAUUGUAGCAUUUUAUGACCUACUUACAUGUAACAUCUUGAUUUGGAUUUUUCCUUCUUCCUCUACUCCCUCCCCUUUUGUCAGGACAUGUUUAUUGAACAUCUAACCAUCCUCUAAUAUUGUGCUCCUCUCUGUCCACGAAUACUUUCCCUUGAGCCUGAAAUCCAGUAAAUGUCCCAUGUCUGGUCUGCAUAAGAAUGUCCAAUCAGAGCGAAGGAUUCACACAAGCACUUCCAAAGAAAAGCAUGCCCACUUCCUAAGUAGUCCCACCUGUUUCCACACAAACGACCUGAAAACAUAAGGGAUUCUUAACAGCUGUAAAAACAUCUAAUUAUAUUAAUACUGAAAUUAUAAAGUAAGGAAUAUGAAGUUAUUUAAAUAUAAAUAAAAGAUUUGCUUUAUAUAUUAGUGUCUUUGUAACUCAGUGAAAAAAGAACUCAGAAGUUGAAAUACAGACUUCAUAUACUCUAAAAGUAGUGGUCAUGAUAUUAGUGUUGGUACAUUGGCCUUUUUCAGCUGCUGAUAGCUUUCCUCUAAGAUACAGGAGGCAUAGUUAUGUCUUUUCAUCCAUGUUUUCCUCUAAUGACACAUUAGAAAUUAUAUUUACUAAAUAUCAAGAAAUUUCAAGUGUGAAAAAUAGGAAGAAUAAGAAGGAGAAUUAACAAAAAAGUUGCAUCAUCUUUGGCUCAUCCUGAGGGCACAGCAGUGACUUGCGAAAUGAACAAAGUAUAUGAAUUAUGUAGGUGUAGUAUAGAAAGACACAUAUACUCAAAGUAAAACCUCAUAUAUUCCUUACCCUCUGGUUACAUGUUAGAAGAGAAAUUUUAGCCGAUGACUCCUGCUGUCUUAUAUUGUUAUGAUGCUGCAAGCUGCUUUAUUGAAACUGAAUAGAAUUACACGCAGCAAUAGCUAAAUUAGAUUUAUACAUGCAUACAUCACAUUAAUAGUUAGCCAAGAUGAUAAUAAGAAAGUGGAGGCUUUGCAACAAAAAAAAAGUUGCAAGUAACUGGCUUCAAACCAUCCUGUUCUGCACUAGGCAGAUCACAAAUAAUUCAUCAUGAUGACACAGGCAGUUUAAAACAUGCCCCGAAAAGCCUGCACUCUCAUGUUUCUCUGCACUACUGCCAUCUAUCAUGUUGUUGUUAUAGCCUGAUAAUCUUCAAAUAUCUGCAAGUGGAGAGUGAAAGUGAAGUCCAGAGUUUUACAUGACACAGUUUGGUCAAACUCUAACCAGCUUAUUAUGAUAGAUUCUGAAGUACAUGCAUUAGACAGCUGCGGCAUCAAACUGCUCAGCAUCUUCAAUCGUCCAUGUCUUUAAAACAACCACAAUGGCUUUAUGGGUAUCGUGCUCUCUUCUCUGUGGUUUCCGGUCCACUUAUCUCCCCUCAAAUUCUUCCUCCUCUUUCAGAUUUCAGACACAAUUUCUGGGCUGCAGCUGUCCAUCUCUGGCCCUCUCACCUCAAUGGAGGAGCUUUUUACCGGCAGUAAACCGUUCCUGGUUUCGACGCGGAACUGUCGGAGGUUAUCGGAGAACGUGAUCAACCUCCUCUCCUCCAUCUCACUGGCCCGUUCCAGUGUGGACACAGGCCUUGGUAACGACAGUAGUGUGAGCGGGGCAUCCAUCAUUCCUCUGACCCCGGUACCACCUUCUGUGGCCCCGACGGUGGUGCCCACCAGCAGCUUACUGCCCAACCCCUUUUCACCAGGCUGGGCGGCCAACACACUAAUGGUCAAUGAAGACUACAGGUGAGGCUGUGGUCCAGAAAGGGCAGGAAAGGUGAUGACUAAAAGUUUUCUUUUUUUGGUAUCAAUUUAAAAAAGUUCAGUAUGACAGUGCAGCACUGACAGGCAAGAUAAGACACACAAAAGAUGGUCUUAUACAAUGAACAAAACAACAAAACAUGUAUACACAAUGACAGCAUGAUGUCUGUGAAGCACUGAGGACUUCUCAAGUCAGAUACCCUAGAGUGGGGGGUGCGUUUUAUUGAACACGAUGAUAUAUUAAUACCCAAUGUUUUACACUUAAGUCUUUUACAUUUAUCCAGAAUUUAUUCAGAAUUUAUCCAGAAUUUAUCCAGAAUUUAUCCAGAAUUGACAGUUCCGGUUGUCCCACAGUCACACCAGAAAAAUCCUCUUCAGUCUCUGUGGGCUCAUUUAUGUCCUCCACAGAAUCCUCAUUUGGAUUUCCUCUGAAAUUCCUCACAUAUUUUGAUGGAUAGUUUGAACAGCUCAGUAUUUUUUUCUACUUCUCUAUUGUGAGAGGUAAAACCAGAUAUUUCUCCCACUGUCUAGAUGUGUCUAGUAGAUACAGGGAAAUCUAAAAUAGCACGACACAGCCAUUCACACAGCUCUGUCAGUGGUUGCAUCUCUUAUUUGAUUAGUGGUGGUUCUCUUAUUACCCAGAAGGAUGCUGCUGAGUUAAACCAAAUAUACGAUUUAUUCUGAUGCUGUCUUUUGCAUUGGUCAUGAAAAAGAUGCACUGCACUUCAAGGGUGUUUGUAGUUUUGGUUUAAGCUGCAGAUUAGUCCCUGAGUUCCUGAACUGUUCAGCCCAUGACCUAUGAAAUUGCAAUACUAGAAACUGGUGACCCUCUCUGUCCCACAAGGUGGAUAUUUUAAGAUUGCUUGCAGCGAUUCUUGAGCACCAACAAGCUGAUCUAUCAGGUCAAAAUGUGAAAUUAUAAGUAGUUAUUUUGUAUUGCUUUUAUUGGAUAAAAUAUUGGUUUUUAAUGGAGUUCAAAAUGUUACUUUUCUUUUUUUUUUUUUUUUGGAAGGCAUCAGUCUGUGACUCUCAAUCAGGGAAGCACAGAUUUUGGCAACACUUAAUUGUCUGGGUCUGUAGUCUCUAAAUAAAAGAACUGCAAAGUCAAAGCUUUUCAGAGUUGACUUAGAAAAUGAGCUCCAACUGGGAAAAUAAUAAAACACGUUUAAAAGGUUUACAGGCAGCUAACAAAUCGACAUUCUGGAUUUGAAGAAUUAAGGUUUAUGGUUUUGAAUGCUAAGAAACCAGAUCCAGACCCCCCAAAAAAAUCAGACUAAACAUUAUGAUGUUUAAUUAUGCCAUAUAUUAUUCAUUAACAAAUCUAUCUAGAGUUGGUCAUUUGAUCUUUACUUACAUAUUAAGUGAAUAAAUCUGAAUAAAUUCCUACAAACUGUGAUGUAUUAUGUUAAAGCAGCAGCAGCAGUGGUAAAUAUUGGCAAUGAUAACCUGCUUUCUGGGAAUAAGAAAAACACGAUUCAGAACAUAAACUUAUUUUACAGCCUUUCUCCUUGAAAGCGUUUGUUUGUCCUGUUCAUUGCGCAAGAGCUGAGACUACAACUCCAAAUCAAGCCAAAAAAGUGUCUCACUAAAGGAGGUGGCGCAUUCCUUUGAAGUUCAUUUCUUCUCAGCGAAUCACCUGAAUCUCUGCUCCUCUGGUUUAUAAAACUUUGUCAUCACUGACACAGAUUUGUCUGCGUAUCACACGUAACGCACCAACUCAAGGUGCAUUUUGUGGCAACUGGAGUAAAAGCUCACUUAUUUUCCCCUAAGGAUUUUAUCACUCUGCAUCAUGUGCUGUGUAUUGUGUAACAUCAAACUUUAACUUCUUCAUAUUUAUCAAUCAUUCUCUUCAUUUUGAAAGCUGCAAAACUUUGCAAGAAUCAGCUCCUCCUAAAACUGCUUCUUUUUGACAAGUUGAUGUAACAAAAAAAAAAAACAGAUGGAAGCAUUUGGAGAAGAAUGCACAUAAACCCUUAGGAUUGCACAGAUUUCAACAUGUGCAGACUGUUUAUCAAUACUGCCAGACCCCUGCUCUCAGUUUAAAGAGGUGAUGGGGAAACUUUUCUGACCAGCAUUCAUAAAUGUUGCCUGUUUAUCAAGAUUAUCAGCAUUUGUUGAGGUUAUACGAUGGAAAUAAACUAGCCCUGCACAAUAUGUGGUGAUGCCUCUAUAACCUCCAUAUUCCAUCUCUCUUAAUGAGCCUCCAUAAACUGUUUAGAAAACGUCUAUAACUAUGAUGUUAGUAUUGAUUGAUAAUGUUAGCAGUUACAAUAAUGUGAAAGUGCUGCCUCCCAUAAACAAAACCACACACAGCAGACUCACAGGAUGUCAUUCAUCAGUCGCUGUAGACAGUGAGAGGUUAAAUAGGGUUCAGCUCCCUCGUGACUUCACCGCUCUCCCUGUCUUACUGCAUCUUUUUUCUAUUAGCACUUGAAACUAUUUGAGCCGACCACAGGCACACGUUGAGUGAAUAACUCAUUUUUUCUGCAGAACGUCGACAGAAAUACUCAAAUAAUCUUAUUACGCUUGUCAGUCGUUUUUAUUCUGGGAAAAGCGUAAAAAGAGAAAGUUUUAAUCCGGGAUCAGAUGAAAAAAAAAGCUGAAUGAGUGGUGUACGGUUUGUUUGUCACACAUCACAACAAAAACAAUCACUAUGAGGGAAAUCUGAACUAAUAUGCUUUUUCAAAAGCAAGAAAUACAAGAGGGGUUCUUACAACUGAGAAAGAGAGAUUGGACAGUGAACUGACCUCGUGUUUGUUAAAGCAGCUGUUCUGUGGAUGCAGGUUUAGCACAGCUGGUAGAGCCUCUCUCUCUCGCUCUCUCUCUCUCUCUCUCUCUCUCUCUCUCUUCCUCACAGUUGUAGCUCAUCUGUCAAUGAAGGCAAAAGGCCAAAACAAGAAAUUAAAACCGUUUCUCUACCUUCGAUGCUCUCGAGCGUAAAUUUAACAACGUUUUAAGAACACAAACAAGUGAAUUAACACCUUAAGUCACAUAACCUCUGCACUGCUAUCAAUUUUAACACCCUUUUUAUUGUUCAAAAGUAUACAGCAAACAAUCAGGUAGAUACCUUUUAUUUCCCUCUAACAUAUCCAUAGAAAUAUAACAUACUGGGGCACCUGUCGAGCUCAUCAUGUGCUCCAUGCACUACAAAGGUCCUUUAAAUCAUGUUCAAAUACCAUCAGUGGUCCUCUGUUGCCCUACAUCCCCUACUCUAUACACCAUCUUAUCGCUAGAAAUCAAACAACACUGAAGCUAAAACCCGAAAAUCAACAAUAGAAAACAAACUCCUGCACAACAUAUUACUAUCAAAGAUACAUUUAUGACUACAUUUUUGUAGCAUGACACAACCACUUACACAGGUUGGUUUGAAAUACAAAUAGUUUAAUUCUCACUUCAUGGGGCAAAAGAAAAUUUGAUAUAACUCAUUCACUUAAGAGAAAUUGAGGUUAUGAGAUUUAAAAAAAAAAAUCUAUUUAAAGGCACAGCUGACUUAACUGACAAGUGGGCACAAGUGAAGCAGUUAGCAAGGAGGCCUAAGCCCACCUUAAUUUCCCUUCUUUGCCUCUUUCUAUGUCGACCAAAUGUCAGGAUGAUGUCAGUGAGUCUUUGUCCAUGUUUUAAACAUCUUAUGUAGGAGGAAGAAAAAGUAAAUGAAAAAUCGUCAUUUUUGUGCGUAUCCACAUAAUUCAUUCCCGCUCUGCAUGAUCUAGUCCACCCCGAUCAAAAAAGCUCGGAUAUGCUCCUGCAUCAGAUGAAAGCACAUGCAAAUGGACUCUGAAUCAAGACUUCCAGCUCAAAGAAGUUGUUUUCAGAUCAAGAUUAUCAUUGCAAACGUCAUAUUUACAUCAGUUUUGUUAUGUAAUAGAACCUUCUUAUAUGAGGUUUGUGUGUUUCUGUCACAGGUGGCUAUCAUACGUGUUGUUACUGCUGCUUGACCUCAUAGUGUGUCUGUUCAUCUUGCUGGGAUUGGCCAAGCAGGCUCGCUGGCUGCUUAUCUUGUAAGUGAACACCCACACACACACACACCUGCACAUGCACAUGCAAACUUAUUUCUUUAAACAAUGUCAGGUUGUCCUCUUUGCUGAGAAGUAAGUGUGUGCUUCCCUCCCCCACAGGAUGACCGUGCUGGCCUGGCUGGCUCUCUUCCUCAGCUGGGGCUCCCUGGGUUUGGAGACGGCCACAGUAGUGGUGAGUGAACCUGAGAGGAGUGCUCUGCUGAGUGGAGGGAGGAGGGUUGGAGAGAGUGGGGGGAUGAAGAACUGGAGGAAUAGGAAGUGAAUGAGUCUGUCAUUGGAGGAAUUGGCUGGCUACAGCUGAGGACAGAGAGCUAUAGGAGGCUGACCCAUGAUGGCAGGCCAAAGCUGUGUGGAUAUGUGAGUGUGCUUGUGUGUGUGUGUUUGUGUGUGUGUGUUUGAUCUCUGUACCCGUUGUGCUAAACUGUGAAAAGACCUGCCUCCUAGGGAACGCUGCAGCCGUGGCAGAGGACCAAAAAGGCUGGAAAAUGGGGCAGAGAUUAAAGAUUCAAUGUGCGUGUGCACAUUUGUGAACAAAGUGUGUUUGUGCGAAAAGUGCGUGUUUUUCCAUGUGAGUGUGUUUGUAAGUGUGUGGGCGUUUGGCGCGGUGAAGAGAAGAUGGAAGUUGAGGAGAAGCGCUUACAGAAGAGGAAGAGGAGGAGAGUGCAUCUUCAGUUUAGAGAGAGAGAGAGAGAGAGAGAGAGAGAAACCAUCAGCUCGCCAUCAGCUGUGUACGGCUCUAAGAUGGAUCUGUGCCUCUCUUCCUGAGGCUUCAGGAUGUUGAUGUUAGGAGGUAUGGGUGUAAGUCGAAUCCUGUGACAGUAAAAUUCACAAACAUGAUCGCCAGACAACAUUCCUGCUGUCUUCCAGUGCCUAAACAUGAUAACACAACAAGAGUGCUGUGAUAUACAAGCAGAAGUACGGGCCCUCUCAAAGGCAGAGACAUAACAAAACACGAAUGUUUUCACAAAUGGAGCAGUGUCCUAUUUUCCCUUUGCGCCAUGAAGUUUGGUCCUGCUCUCUGAAGGGGACACUGUUUUGGGGCUUUUUGAAGUGGGUAAAAUGUGGCUGUUUUUCUGCACUGCUGCCCACUUUAAAAGUCCCAGUGUCAUGUGGAGCUGGCAGGAGAUGUCCCAAGUCCUGUGGGUCCGAACAGAGCCGCUCUGUCCCUGACCACUGACAGGGAAACAAUGGCCCAGCUGUGGGUCUGCCCACUUUAUUCUGUCCAUGGUCAUUGCUUUUCCCGUCAGCCCCUUGGUGCUCUGUGUGUGUGUCUCUCACUCCCUCUUCUGGUGGGGGGAUCUCAUACUGGGCAUGUUUGUGGGUGAACUGUGUCUGAAAGUAGGCCGGAUUUACAGGAACGUAUGGAGAUGAAGCGGAAAAAGAGGUUAACACAGGGGAGGAUAUGGUUCACGAGCCAAUGGAAAGUAAACUUGAGGUUAGAUUGCAGAGCAGGUUUGUUCAGGACAUGUGAUGCAUCAGAUCAAUAUCCACUGCUGUAGUGUGAGCUGCUGUCAGAUAUCUAAAGAGGUAAGUAUGUCAGUCGGUCAGUGUGUCUACUAACUUUUCCCUUAUGAUCAUUUUCUCUUUUGCCCUCCAUCUUUUGCCUCAUCUGUCCCUCCUCCCUGCUGCUUUUCUCCCCUGUCAUUCUCUCUAACUCUCCCUGUCACUCUUCCUGCACGGUCAGGCUCUCAGCGACUUCUGCUCAGAUCCAAACAUGUUUGUCCUCAACUCCACACAGUUCAACUCUGGGACCAGCUCAGGUACGGUAUUUAAUCUGCCCCUGCACAAACAACACAGUGUGAAAGUGCUGGUUGUUCUGUGACUCUGCAGUAAACUUGAUUUACCUCCAAGCUGUGCUCCUGUCAGCACAAUCUAACUUAUAUACACUGUUUUCCAUUGUCCUCUGCUGUUUUGUCCCCCAUUCAGAUGUGUUGGAUUAUUACCUGACCUGCAGCAGGCGCAUGAACAGUCCGUUCCAGCAGGUAAUGUGACCUCACAUAUAUUCAACACAGCACAUAGCAGGCAUUCAGCUGACACUCUCACCCUCAUUGACUUAAAGUAAGUGAGCAGGCUGCACGUCAGGCUGGCUCAAGGCCGGUUAAGGACAAACCCUGUGAGGAUGGGAGGCGCAGCUGUUACUGUGUGUCCUUUUCCUUACAUGAUGUCUUCUACAUGCACAGCAUAUUAAUGGUGUAUUUCAGCCAAAAAUGCUAAAUUAAAGUUCUUACUUCCACUGACUUGUUGGCUUCAGCUGCUGACCCAGUCGCAGAGGGCACUGUCCAACAUUCACACACAUCUCUCCAGUCUGGACAGAAAUGCUCUGACACAGUUCCCCAAAGCCGAGGUAUGUUUGUGUUUGUGUAGGAAAGCAGCUCUAAACAAAAAAAUAUACUUUGCUUUUUGGUCCCGUUUCUAAGUUUUGGUCUUGUUCUGGCUGCGGUAGAAAUCACUCAGGGAGGUUCAGCAGAUACUCAACUCCACAGAGGGAAACUUCCAUCAGCUGGUGGCUCUGCUGAACUGCCGAGGUCUGAAUAAGGUAAUAACAUGCAGUGUGGACCUGUCCUUCGACAAAAACAUACAUAACCAAAUCACCGCCUCUUCAUUUCCAUUGAUUUUCCCUCUUUUUUUUUUUUUACAGGACUACAUUGACUCUUUAAAAGGCCUGUGUUAUGAUGGGAUGGAGGGAUUGCUCUACCUCUCCCUUUACUCUUUCCUCUCUGCUCUGGCCUUCACUGCAAUCCUCUGCUCCCUGCCCGGUGCCUGGAGGAGCUUCCCCAGGUAAAAGAGUGGGAAUAUGUGUGUGGUGUGCAGCUUUUAUAUUGCAGCAGUAAUAGUAGUAAUUAAAAAGCACAAAAAAUCUCAUAAAAACAAGGACAAGUAGCAUAAACACUGUUUAAAUAGAGUUUUAAAAAAUGGUAAUACAAGCCAGCAAAAACUGUUUUUGGAUAGAAGUUUCCCUGGAAGCAGUAAAUCCACAGAGUCGAGGAGGAGGAGGAGGAUAAAAACUCCCCUGCUGAAACAUUAAUAAGAAGUGGUGUGCAAAUAUCCAGGAUGAGUUCAUCUUGACAAUACAAAGAGAAAUAUUAAAGCGUAUUAGAGACAACCUGGAAAUGUUUCAUGUGUAACUUGGGAUAUGCAAAACGUAUCCAGAGAAAAACACACCAGUGGUAGCUGGAAGUCUGGAUCUACUUCAAUGUUUUUAUGAGCUCUUUUAUUUUGUCGAAUAUCCACAUAUCAAGAGUGACGUAGGUAGGUGAGUGACAGAUUUUCUUAAUGUACUGAAAGACAAAAUGGUGAGGGUAGUUUUCCUGAGAAUGCACACGGGGUCAUUGUGAGUAUUAAACAUGGCGGGUGAUAUAGUUUGUAGUUGGUCCUUCAAUUUCUGUAUCCUUUCUGCUGGCACUGUUUGCACAGGUUACUUUUCCUGAAUAUCUAACCUAUAAUUAGCAGUUACUAAGGGAAUCAUGAAGCUAUCAUAUGAGCGAAAGAGCUGUUUAUUGAAAUUGUGUGUACAAAAACACACAUCACUCCCCUACUCACACGUGCCCCUCUGUCUGUGUGUCUUUCAAUGAUGACUGCAGUGAAUCCGAGGAGUACGAAGACUCAGACAGCGAGAGUGAGGACCCCUUCACCUCCCAUCAGGCACGUAGACCUCAGGCCUCGGGGUCUCAACGAGGGGCCAUGGCCCCCUUCUAUAAUUACCCGGGGGCCGGGUGGACACCCCCCUUUUCUAGUGCGCCGCCCCUCCCGUGAGUAACACAGACACACAGACACGCAGACAGACAGACAGACAGAACGGCAUAGAUAUCUCAGGCAGGGAAGGAUGUUGCUCUUAGAUAGUUUCUGCAUCAGGCAUGUGAUUCUGCAGUAGAUUUGUACUUAUGGGCAAAUUUAAUUCUAAAGCCCCCCAGAUCAGGGAUUGUACAUAAUCCAGACCAUAAUAUGACAACACAGAGUAUGCUAAAACAACACAAACAGACUGCUCGAUCUAGAUGUUCGAUGCAGACACAGUGAUUUUGGUAUCAAGCAUUCUUGAUGUUUGCAGGUUUCUCCAUAAAGACCAUUUAUCUCUGUUAAUAAUAACACACAUUAAAAAUGAAACACACCCACCUUUACAAGAGAGUAGUGUAAGUGUAGUACAGUCAGCUAGGUCAACACACUUUUCUCUAUUUUAGCGUAAGCCCACAGUCAGGUCAAGCACAUGCAUUGCAGACAGACACACAGACAGGUCAAUAUGGACUCCAGUGUAGGCAGAGAAACAGACACAACUCCAGAGGUCUGUCUGUCUGUCUGUGUGUCUGUCUAUCCGUCUGUUGAGUGUUUCAGGACAGACGAUAUAUAGGCCGCUCGCUCAAUUCACAGACCUUGUCUCAAAUGGCGUCCUGUCUCCUAAACAGCAGCAGAGUACUGCUGUGUUGGGGGGAGGGUGUCAUUGACGAGGCCGCGCUCGUAAAAACUCCGGCGAUGUGAGGCUCAGGUUGACUAUAGGUAACCCCCCUCAACCACCCACCCACCCACCCACCCACUGCCAAAACACUCCUGCAUCUCUCUCAUCCAUCUCCUUACUGUGGUGUCCCAGUCUCUCCGGGUAUUUCUCUUACUUCUUGCUUUUGCUCCCCCCUGCUUUCUUUUUUAGUUUUCCUUUUUCUCACUACCAGUUUUUUUUACGAUUGUUUUCUCCUCCCUUUCACACUCAAUGGUGUUUCAAGCUUAGUAAGCGCUCUGAGAAACCUUAACGUGGACUUUUUAACUUUCUGUGCUAAUGCCAGCUGCUUUCAUAUCUAAUUUUAAGACAAAAACAAACAGAUCCUGACUGGAUUGAACUGUUUAGGCUCAGAAAGUCAGCCAGCACUAAAAAUACAGUCCACUCUUUUAAGAUGGAAUCUGCUCGGGAUCGCUUUAAAGCUCUCUGGGUUUUUUCAUGCAGAUACUCAUGCUGAGAUGGGACUGAUGAGUCACACUCAGAAUUAAAUGCAUGUUGUAGGUGAUUACUUUAUGAAUCCUGCACUCAGGAGUGGACUGUAUGGUGCUCCCAGGGCUUGAUUAAUCACUGGUAUAAAUUUAUAUUAUACUAGGUGCUGUGUUUUCCACACUAUAUCUCUAACCGCUCUCUCUCCUUCUUUCCUGUUACCUGUCCUUGGGUCCUGUCACCCUGCGGCCUCUCCCUCCCUACGUCCCCUCUGUCUUUCUCAAUGUGUCUCACCCCUGUUUCCCUUUCUUCUUCAUCCUCCACUCCUCCUCUCCCUCUCUCUUCUGUCCUUGUCUCUCUCUAUCUCUAUACAGGACUCCAAACGUUUCCUCCAAUGGCAACCCUGGCUAUGAGAGCCUUCCCUUGACUGACAGGCAGUCCCCACCCCCCUCUGUGAGUUCCUCCUUCCUGUACUUGUGACACCAUCACAAUCUCUGCCAUUAAAAACGUAGCUGUUAGCGCAUACGCUCGCAUUAAUUUUCAGUAGUAAACGGACUAACAUAGUGGCGAGGGUUCGACCUUGCAGGACCCAGUAGGCUUGCCUUUGUUGACAGAAAUCACAUAUUUUAUCACCAACGAUGAACUUGGACAUCACUGCUUCUGUCUCACUCUCUGACCAUUUCACAGAGGACCUUACCUUGACCACAGCAACCUUUAAUGAGCCUGAAAGUGAUUCACAUUUGAUACUGAAGUUAAUUCCUGACUAUGAAAGUAGGAUUUGAAAGAGGGGGUAUUAGUCUUAUUUUUUUGGGCUUUAUAUUGUCCCUCCGAUCACUUCUUAGCAGCUUUACAGUUCAACAUAUUUCAGACUCCUUUCUUCCAAAACCCUCAUUUCAGCCUCUGAGACACUCCAUUCAAGCCAUUGUAUCUUUAUGGCCCCCCCAGCUUUCCUGAACCCGGCAGUCUUGAAGUCUCCUUCACUGUUGCCAUGCAGCAAAGUUGUGUUUCUUUUUAUAAAAUGAUAAAUUUGCCCUUUUAAGGAGAAUUACUGUCUGGUGAUGUCUUGUUGAUUUGAGCAAACCUUAUCUUCUCAUCGAAUUCUUGUGUGACUUUUUGAACAAGCCAGUCAGAGCGCCCUGUGGUCCCAUCUAGGGAUUACUUUAACUCACACUAACAAUCUGAAACAAUCUGCAACCCGAAACUAUGUUCAUGUAAAGAACUGACAUCCAACAUUUUAACUUAACAUUUGUUUUCAAAAUAUGAAAAAGGAUAAAAUCUCUCAAACCAAUAAAAUGAAAGGUACUCCCACUCCUCCCCUUGAAAUCUGAGCAGCCCAUGCCACUCCUGGCCAAAUAAGCAGAGGGGUGGCCAAGGGUGGCAUGGGCUUCCCUUGAAAUCUGAGUGGUCAUAACAUUUGCCACUCCAAAAUCCUGAACCAUAAUUUGCCAUUUCUCUUGUCAGGGGUGGGACUAGUGCUUCUGGUCCACUACUUCAACUCGGUUUUGCAGCUUUCUUUGUAUCCAAAUGUGGCACAAUUUCUCUUAUUGUUACUAAAUAUACUUUAAUAUUCCAGUUAGUCGGUGGGCACCCCAGACCUAUUGAUUGAGAGAUGAUCAACCCUCCCAAUACAAAAAGAUGAUCAAUAAUAAUAGUAAUAAUCUUUAUUUAUAGAGCACUUUACAAAAUCUAUAUUAAAAAGCAAUUUAUGGAGGCAAAUGUAAAAGCAAUUGUCAGUGGUGUCAACCAGCGUGGACUAUCACUGAGCUUCAGCUGCCCCACCCCUCUAGCGGUGAAAGAAUUUCUUAUGAAAACAGAGAGAGAAAAAAAAACUGCUUUAAAUAAAUAUCUUUACAGAUGUGGAUAUAGCCUAAGACACGGUUUGUGGAAAUAGGAAGGAAAUAACCUUCACAUACUUCAUGCCACCCAUGCAGGAGUCUGACUUUUCAGGCUGAGUUGGCCUUCCUUGGGCCAACUCAGCCUGAAAAGUCUGGACGCACCCCUGUAUGAAACAUACCACAUGUUGCUGUGUUUCUAAAUCUCCAUGCCAACUUACCAAAUUUCAUUUUGCUGGACAAUGAGAAGCAAUUAUGUUGUCAAAAUAAUCUUCACGGGUGCCUUUAAAAUGUUGACUUUUGAGGGGUGGAAGUGGGAAAUCAUGAUAUGAAAUAAAAGCCCUUCAAAUCCAGUAAUCAUACUUAUUCUUCUGUCUAUUUUGGACAACAAAAAUAGAAGUUUGAAACACAACAAAAAUUCAUAUGGUCCACUCACAUGGUUUUUCCAGUGUUUUCAGUCAUAUCCUGUGGUUUCUUCUGGCAAGUGAAGUCUGAGGUUGCAUUUCCCUGUAACCAUGAAUUAAUCACACAGCACAGCGCUCAGUAUUAUGAAGCAAAUUCAGUGAGCUUGAUUCAUAAAAAAUGAGCAAUCUCUUUUUCUACGGAAGAACAGGAGCUGCAGCUGAAAUCUGGGACACUCUUCAGGAUAGCUUUUCUUAACUGAUCACGAAAUUUCCCUUUUACAUCCAUGUAUGAAAGUUUUGAAUAAAUGUAAAUAUGAUAGUGAGCAAAACAUCCCAUCUGCCUCCCCUCCUGAAUGUAAUCUUUCUCAUGUAAAUAACAAAUCUCUUUCUCUUCUCUUUCACUUCCUCUGGAUCCACCUUUGGACCAUGUCUACCUCUCUUCUGUUGCCUCUCAUCACCUUCUCUGGAAGUACAGUAUUCUCCCAGCAUGCUGACUGGUUAUGGGGGAAGUCAAUCACACCCCAACCCUGCCCAUUCGCGGAACCUGUAUUCACGUUGAUUAUAAUUUUUUUGUUAGGAAAUGUAUAGAAAAAAUGUUUAGUUUUCAUAUGAAUGGACACUUUACUGAAAUGAAAAAGAAACUAAUCUAAAUAAAAUGAAUGCUAUGUGUCAAUUAAAAGUGCGUAACGUCAGUACCACUGAGCAUUAUCAUAAUUAGAUGCACUUAAAGAAGCAGGUUUAAAGGGACUGUUGAUGUAACCGACAGGGUCUGUGCUGGUUGAGCAAAGCUUUGAACCAAGUCUGCUUGGUCUAAAUUCUUUCCCCUUGUCUGUCCAAUCUCUGUGUAAACUGUGAACAGUGGUGAGGCAAGUCAGAAUGGUAUUGACGUUACAACGUUGUAGUUUUAUAUUCUUAAAUGUAUCAGUACCACCGAUUUAUUUUUAAGUUUUUAUAUAAAUAUUGUUGUAGAAAAGCACUGGCACGUAGCAACACGACACAUUUUUUUCUGUGAAUGGUUAUGCAGUUUCCUCACUUGGUAUCAUUUUUAUUUUUUUUUUUUACUUUUUAUAGGUGGCAAUUCUGUAUUUUCCUUGUAUUACCUUAUGGUAUUCUGUAUAUCUAACUGUCUAUAACAUCUGAAUAAUCAUGAACCUUUACUCUUAAAAAAUACUUGAGGGCUGCCAAGACCCUGUUUUAAAGAUUGGAGAACUACAACUGCCUCUCAAGUCCUGAGAGUGGAAAACUACAAAUCCCAUGCAAUGACAGCAGGUACAUAGCAAUAUGAUUCUUGCUACUGGUGCUGCAGUAGCCCUACCGUAACUAGCAAUAAUGACUAUGUAUAGCAUUGGGUUUCUGAGACUUCUCCAUCAUGUUUUGUGUAUAUAUAAGAUAUGGUUUGUUGGAGAUUUCAUUGAAUCCCCCGUCCCUGCCAACUGACCUUGUUAACCCUUGAAUUGAGUUUGUAUGGUUAUCAAUGCUCCUUUUGAAUGGCAUCCUUUUACACUCAAAGAGUCUAAUAUAAAUAAAAAUAACUUCAAUAACCUUCA